AUGACGGAGCCGGCGAGUGCAGCAACAGCAGUAUUACCAACACCAAUAUUCCGUGAUCUUCAUGGUUUCAAUGGGUUUCUUGGAGCUGGAGGAAGACGAAACGAGUUAAGUGAAGUGGCAACCGCCGCAGUUCUGUGCCUGCUUGUCGGAAUGAUGAUUGUUGCAACUCUUGUUGGUAACUCUCUAGUGAUUCUAGCUGUUCUGUUGGUUCGGAGCCUGAAAACUCAGCCGGCAAACUAUUUGCUCGUUUCACUAGCUGUUGCCGAUUUUUGUGUCGGUUUACUGGUGAUGCCUAUAGCUCUGAUUGAUCUGCUAACCGAUCGCUGGGUUCUUGGCAAUUCGGUAGGCGUUUUUCUGAGUUUCAUUUUUUUAUUUUUUAUCGUGCGCUGUUGUAGCACAUUAUAA
Messenger RNA from Gongylonema pulchrum, 405 nucleotides. Lineage: Eukaryota; Metazoa; Nematoda; Chromadorea; Rhabditida; Gongylonematidae. The record is from the annotation of a GenBank genome assembly.